Molecule: messenger RNA, 1744 nt
Organism: Neltuma alba
Lineage: Eukaryota; Viridiplantae; Streptophyta; Magnoliopsida; Fabales; Fabaceae
Product: protein odr-4 homolog
Exons: 12
Coding region: 66-1517 (483 amino acids)
Biological process (GO): intracellular protein localization
Cellular component (GO): endomembrane system
Source: RefSeq, a predicted model, not a curated record
UUGGAACCGGAGCUUAGUCCAAGCGAAGCGACGGAGCUUUGCCACCAAAACGUAGUGAAUCAGCAAUGGUGAAAACCGUUGUCGGAGAAGAGGCUCAACUGAAAUUGGCUGAGGAUCGUCUCAGCCAAUCUGCACUUCCUGCUGAGGUGGGCCUAGCAAUAGGUAAGCUGAGUUCUACUUUGGACCGAGGAUUUGUGUUGGAUUUGAUUCCGACACCGCGAAAUGAUUCUAAUGAACCUGCUUGCGCCAUCAUCGAUACCUCCAAGGACGACAAGAGAAAGGGCUCCAAAUCUAAAUCUCAGGCCACUGAUUCUUCCUCACUGUUCAUCGAUAUGGAUUGGGUCGCUGAACACGCCCGCCAGGUGUCUAGAAUGCUUGUUGGCGGCAUAAAGGUUGUUGGCAUAUACAUUUGGGUUAGUGAGAAUGCAUUCAAGAAUUCAACCGGGGUGCUUUUCCAGACAGUGAGGGGAGUUGCUGAAGCGGCGUCUAGUUUGGAGACUGACUUCGAUGAAAGACUGCUUGUUCACAUUUGUUAUAGCCCGAGGAGAUGGAAUUGUCGAAGCUGUUCACUAUCUUCAAAUAUUACAUCAAGUAGUUUACCGCCUUGUGAUUUUAAAAUGGGGAAAGUCUUGAAUUCCCUUCAAACGUUUCGGUGUAUGUACAACUUCAACCUCAGAUUACCCAUAUUUCAUGAAAAUGCCUCAAAGUUUCACACAGUGAGUGAUGUCCUUCGUCAUGCUAUAUCUAUUCAUGCCAAAGAGCUUAAAGGUGCAGAAGCCUUGAUUGAUGGUAAAUUGGUUGAUGAUAAUAAGCACUGCUCAUCUGAUGGCGUGCAUGAAGUUGAACUGCUUCUACCAUUUAUGAGCAGUUCACCAGUUGAAGCAUGCAGCCAAAGAGAUGUUCUUGGUAUUCUUUACUUAAGUGGCUCAAUAUGUUCUUUUGCAUACCUGAAUUCAAAAGAGCCAAUUUCACAAGCCAUCACUGAUGUAAAGGGAGAUAUCAUUAUGAGUCUGCAAAGUAGAUUGGAUAUCAUCUGUGACGAGGCAGAGGGUGAUUCAGCUUCUAAUCUUGAUGAUAGCAGAGAAGCAAGUGAUGAGAUAUCAACUGAAAAGCCUGUUGCCAAACUAGUUUUGCAAUUAUUGAGGUCUGUGACUUAUAAUAUUGAUAUAUUUGACCCUUGGGCUUUGCCAGUUUGCAGUGGCUGGCAUGGAUCCUCUAUCUCGAAGGUGCUAAGAGAUCAUUGUGCAGAGUUAUUAUCUGCGAAAUCUCUGGCUGCUAACUCGACGAUUUUGGAGCCAGAAAAAGAAGCCUUAGCCCUCGUAAGUAAAUCUUUCUGGAACGUGGCUGUGCCGUUUGGUUUAGCUAUUCAACACUUGGAAAAGAAGGGCAGAGUUGAAGACACAGGAGAGCAUUCGAGUAAAUCUUCAAAGCCAGUUAACAUUAAUGUUUUGGCUGCUGGUCUUGUCCUUGUCCUUGCAAUUAUGCUUGGUUUUGCCCUCCUGGUUCUGAAUGGCUGACACAUCGAUAAACAUGGAAUAUCUCUCGAUUAAUUUCUAUACUUGUGAUGGGAGAAUAUGUUUGAAGGAUCCAAGCCAUAGACAUUUUCUCAAGUUAAGAGCCAGUUGAUGUUAUAUUUGUAUAUAUGGUGAUCCUUCAAAAUGAAAAUCUGUGCUGCGGGAAAAAUUAAAAACGAAACUAGAAUCGACAAAAUACAAAAGGGGAGGUCCGUAUUUGGAUUAAGCAA